Messenger RNA from Wallemia mellicola CBS 633.66, 2530 nucleotides. RefSeq lists its product as hypothetical. The transcript is spliced from 2 exons. NCBI's taxonomy places the organism in Eukaryota, Fungi, Basidiomycota, Wallemiomycetes, Wallemiales, Wallemiaceae. The record is from RefSeq and is a predicted model, not a curated record. The coding region runs from base 178 to 1710 and encodes 510 amino acids.
CCUUUCUUUGCUAAAUUCAUAAAAUCCAUUUCGUUGUCCGUCGUCAAAAGUCAAAAAAGUUCCGCGCAAUCUGACGUGUAAUUAACAAAAAAUACCGCGGAUAGAUAUUUUAGAAGCUUAUAUUCUACGUAUACUCUGCGUUACCCCUUUCAUCCAUACAGUCAUCAGCAUCCUGGGAUGCCAAAACAGCAUAUUCGUACUGCAUUACUAGCAGCGUUUAAUCUAAGGUCUCUUUCCUCACCAUGGCGGAAUAGACUUUCUAAGUUAUUGGAUGAGCACUCUACUAAGAAAAGAGUGAUGCUCUACGGCAAGGACACAAAGAAGCUCACAGAAGCGCUGCUCAUAGACCCACUUACAGAUGACGCACGCUCUGUUCAGGUUUUGGAACAGCGCUACAAUCUCGGAGGUCGACGCAAUCAAGGCGAAUUAUGGACGAUAAAACAUAACGAGAGUAUUAGCACACCCUCCACAGAGCUCGUUUUAAUUCCACUUCGCGCUCUCCAGGAUGUUGAUAUUGUCGAAUGUCUAGAGAGCCUCCCAGAAGAGGAAGCACUCGACGAAGCUGUCUUAUCCCAUCAGUUGAUUAUCCAAUCGGAUGCUAGCACAUCCAAACUUGUCGAUCAAUUCAAAGAUAGACCGCUUACGACUCUCCUCGAUAAGAAUCUAAACGUUGCAGACGCACGCAAAGCGCUCGAUUUACUCAACGACGGUGACUACAAUGGUUACACUAACUUGAUGACGUCGUCCAACAUUCAAGCACUCAAGCAAGAUUAUAGAUUGACACACAAUGAUGACGAUAGGGCAAGACAUGCCAUUAUUCUGGCUUUAAAAGAUAGUAAUAAAACUCUCGAUGGGCGUUACCAAAAUACAAGUGAAAUUCUUGACGAAGAGCGAGAGAACAUCACCCAAAUCGACACUCUUUACACUAAAUUCCUCAGACAGACACCUUCUUUGGAGGCCAUACAACAUGACAAAGAGCAAUCACUUCAGAAAUCGCUUGAAUAUUUCCAGAAAACGCCUUUCUACUAUCUACCAAUCAAGGCGGACGACGUUGGUGCAAGUUUGGAGCAGAGUAUCAAUUCAAACUUCGCAAGAUCACUCGAAUUAGAUCUCGCGGCUGUAGAUUCCCAAUAUAAUAGCACAAAGAGCGCUGCUAGAGAAAUAUCCAGAGAACACCUCACUCGAGCUGCCGAGAAGGGGAUGACAACUGCUAUAGCAUCAAACAAGCUAGAAGAGAGUAUAAGAAACGACGACUAUAAGUUGAAGACCACCAAUAUUUGCAGAGCCGCCCGCAAGAAUCUCACCACCGUUGGAAGUAUACCAGACAUGAUUGCCUUGAUGGUUGAGAAAUCUUUAACGCGGUCAUAUGUAACUGUAGUAGCAAGUGCUGGAUUGGGAUAUAGCGGCAUGGUUGCUGAUAUCCUUUCAAGUGGUACAGCUGUUGGUUUGACCACACUUGGUGCAGCAAUCGCGGUUAGGAAUGUCCAAAAGAUGUGGAAGAAAGCUCAGAAGACAUUCACCGAGUCUUGGGAUAGAGCCUACAAAUUGAUCGAGUUUGAUUAUCAAGAAACUCUCCAGAAGGAAGCCAAAGAUGGUGUUCUGCGCGAUGUGAAACUAUCUAAUCAACUAACAAGCGAAUGGGUAAACACUGAGCGCGAAAGGUUGGAAGAAUUAAACAAAGAAAUUGAAACCGUUAGACGGACAUUGUAAAUAAUUAAUUUUGUUAGAUUUCGAUAAUUUAUAGUCUUCUCGUUAUGCCAUCAUCAACGAAAUCAUCCGUAGGGAAGGCAGACAAGGCUAAGAAGCCAGCUGCGGAGCCAAAGAGUAUAUUAAAGAACAAAAAAUCGGACGAAGUCGAAGAACCAAGUAGUGAGGAUGACGACGAGGGAGAAGAAGGCGACGAAGAAGUAGAAAGUGACGAUGAAAACGACAGCGACGAAGCACCUACUACGGAUUAUGAGAGUGACUACAAUGGCCUUCAAAAGAAACCAAAAAAACGUAAAAGAAAUGAAGGAGAAGCUUUCGCUGAAGCCUUAUCAAAUCUGGCGGAGGCUGAUAGCAAAAAGCUAGAAAUUCUUCCAGCCGCUAACAAAAGCCUCAAGAAGCACAAAUUAACACUCAAAGCUCAGAAAGUUCUCAGAGACGAGGCGAAAUCUGACCAGGAUAUCGGCAGACUGAGGGAUGUAGUCAGUGGAUGGGCAGUUCCAUCAACAAAGAAGGACAAGUUAGAUGACGAGUCUGCUCUUGUAGACGCAGGUGCUGAGAAAGAGAAGAGACUCCGUAAAGUCGCACAAAAGGGUGUUGUUAAGCUAUUCAAUGCAAUUUUAGCUGCUCAAAAAGCAGAAAGCGGUGCAAAAGUUUCAGAAAAGGAGAAGGAUAAGGGUAUUGGUAGGGCUCGAUUGGAGGCACCUGCAAACUUCCCUAGAGAGAAUAAGGGAAAGAAAAACAAUGACAAUGUCGCAAAGAAUGCUUUCAUGGAUGCCAUACGAAAGGGAUGAACUUGUAGUAUUUAUAAUUUAUUAGAUUUCUU